UUCUGCAAAUGAAAACUGACACAAACUGUUUGACCUUGUUCACCUGAGAUCUCAGACAAAGAUAUGUCAAGUCCUCAUCAGAAAGUUGUUUAAUGUUGAUGAUGAAGUAUGAAAAUUACAUCCUGCUGAAUUCUGUCAGCAGCUAAGAUACCUUUUUGCCUGUGAAGAAUUUGUCUUGAGAAGCAGCGUCAGGAAGACCAAAGUCCUGUUCUGGGAUGUUGCUCUGACUCUCGUCUAUUGGCAUUGACCAUGCCAAGUUGGAGGUUGUUGCAAGCUUCAUGUCCCCAGGCUUCACAAUCACUGGCAAUCAGCCACUUGUUGCUGAAAUCAAUAGACUCUUCCUAAAUAAUGUCAUUGUUCAGUCCAAACUGAGUAAGAGGGUUGGAAACACCGGUGACAUAACUGUGAUCAUCAAUCUGCAACUCUGCCAAGUGUGGUUCUCAGUGGUUUUCUGUAUACUGGUGAGAUUUGGACAACAUGUGCUUGGUGGGAGAAAAGGUGAGCCAGAGAGAAAAUAGAAGAGGGAAAACACGUGCACAUGAUAAGGGGAGGGCUCUGCAGGCCUUUUUAAAUGAGCUGGCAGCUCUUCAGUUACAAACAGAAGCCAAUGAUAUGGAUCUCAGCACAAAUCCUUCAAAUGUUCCAAACAAUGCAAUGCUACUUGUGAAUGUAAGACCACGUGUGACUCGCAUCACUUCACGCAACAGAGUUAUGGUUUUGCGUCUGGCAGGAGGAGAAGGAUCCCAUGAGAUUGCUUCAGAGCUCACCAUGGCCUUACUGCCUCGGAAGAAGAGGCGGAAAGAUCCAGCUCUUCCUGGUACCUCAAACUCCAGGGAUGGGGAUGGCCCUGUUGUGGUGGCAAAGUUCUCUGAAGUUGGUAUAUUUUUGGUGGAGAGGAAAAUGGGCUCAAGCAGGAGAAACUUCCUCACACAGCUUGCUCAGAAAAAGGGAUUUCGAGUGGAGGAGCAGAUGAGUGAAUCCGUGACUCAUGUUGUGUCUGAGAAUAACUCGGGUGAUGAAGUGUUCGAAUUGCUGGCGAAACAGAGUGGAAUUUGCAGAGCGGCCUUGAUAGAUAUUACAUGGUUCACUGAAAGUAUGGCAGCAGGCAAACCCUUGGAAAUAGAAAAUCGUCAUCGGCUUCAGGUGAACAGAACUGCUGAUUGUAGUGCCACUGAUAUUCCUGUUUCGCAGUAUGCCUGUCAAAGAAGGACAACACUGAAUAAUAGAAAUAAUUUAUUUACGGAUGCUUUGAAGAUACUUGCAGAAAAUGCAGAGUUAUGUGAAAAUGAAGGACGGAACCUGGCAUUCGCAAGAGCAUCUUCUAUUCUAAAAUCAUUGCCAUAUCGUGUAACCAAAAUGGAUGAUCUCCAAGGAAUUCCCAGUCUUGGGGAACAUUCCAAAAAGGUGAUUAAGGAAAUCCUUGAAGAUGGAAACUGCGGGGAAGUUGAGAAGUUAAUCCAAAAUGAAAGAUAUCAAACACUAAAGCGAUUUACCAGCAUCUUUGGCGUUGGUGUGAAGACAGCUGAUAAGUGGUAUAGAGAGGGACUGCGAACGCUGCAUGAACUGAAAGCAUCAAAAAUAAAACUCACUAAAGAACAAGAAGCAGGCUUACUCUAUUAUGAAGACCUCAUUGUCCCAGUCACAAUGGCUGAGGCAGAUUCAAUCAGGAAAAUUGUUGAAGAAGCUGUACACAGAUUUCUACCUGCUGCAGUUAUCAAGUUAACUGGUGGCUUUCGAAGAGGAAAGGAGUCUGGCCAUGAUGUUGACCUUCUGAUAACUCACCAAGAUGAAGGCAAGGAACAGGGUCUUCUUCACCAAGUGAUUAAUUGGAUGGCUGUCCAGGGUAUGAUCUUGUAUGAUGACAUCACAGACAACAGGGACCAAAAGUGGAAGACCAAGGAGCCGGAGAUAUUUGAUCAUUUUGCAAAGUGUUAUUUAAUCUUCAAACUGCAGAAGGAUAUGGUAAAUGUUGUUGACCUGAACACGUCAGGUGAUCAUGACUCUUUGGCUGUGAAUGAGGCAAAGGAGAUGGGACUUGGUGGCCAAGCAGGAACAUAUGAGCAUGCAAGUUGUGCUGCAGUGAAGGAUAAAGACUGGAAGGCUAUCAGAGUGGAUCUGGUCAUUGCACCCUUCAGCCAGUAUGCCUAUGCCUUAUUAGGAUGGACAGGUUCUAGGUUGUUUGAACGAGACCUACGCAGAUACGCCAAGCACUUCAAGCAUAUGAGUUUGAGCAGCCAUUCUUUGUUUGAUAAUGAACAGAAAAGGUUUUUGAUGGCUGCUACAGAAGAAGAGAUUUUUGCACAUUUAGGAUUGGAUUACAUACCACCUCAGGAAAGGAAUGCAUGAUGUGCUGAAUUCAACUCAUCAGACUAUGGGGAAGAAACAGUGAGGACACCUUCAAUGAUCCUUCUCACAAAAUGUAUGUUGCAUUUUUAUAACUGGAUAUCUAACACCACGUAAAAAAUUGGCCAUUCACCAGUGUUUGAUUUUGUUUGGCUAGCACGUAUCUCCUGUCUGAUAUAUUGUAGAAUUGGUAAGUUCUGUGUUAAUCAAUUUACCAGCCUGUGAAAUGUUUCUGUUAUGCAUUCACAUACUUAGCUGUUGGUUCAACUGAUGAAUUCUCUUUGAGUGGGAACCUCUGUUUUUAUGAGUCAGGAGGUUGUCAAGCCACAUCCCACUCCACUGACUUGAGCACAGAAUCUUAGCUGAAACACAGGGAGGUGUUACACCUGUCAGAGCUGCUGUUUUUUGAGAUGAGAAUUUAUGUAUCUGCCGUUCAGGUGUAUGAUAAAAAUCUCCAAGUUUGAAAAAUAAGACAAGCUUUUCCUGGUGCCGUUGUCAAUCUUUGUCCGAAAUCAAGAAUGCUGAAUAAAAUCAACAUCUGAGCUUG
This is a messenger RNA of Chiloscyllium plagiosum (whitespotted bambooshark), 2890 nucleotides long. It is a transcript of the gene polm, whose product is annotated as polymerase (DNA directed), mu. Gene Ontology annotation, cellular component: nucleus. Gene Ontology annotation, biological process: double-strand break repair via nonhomologous end joining. The record is from RefSeq and is a predicted model, not a curated record. Gene Ontology annotation, molecular function: DNA nucleotidylexotransferase activity; DNA binding; DNA-directed DNA polymerase activity. Lineage: Eukaryota; Metazoa; Chordata; Chondrichthyes; Orectolobiformes; Hemiscylliidae.